This is a messenger RNA of Gopherus flavomarginatus (Mexican gopher tortoise), 1648 nucleotides long. Its product is annotated as leukocyte immunoglobulin-like receptor subfamily A member 6. The record is from RefSeq and is a predicted model, not a curated record. The coding region runs from base 121 to 1128 and encodes 335 amino acids. The transcript is spliced from 6 exons. Lineage: Eukaryota; Metazoa; Chordata; Testudines; Testudinidae.
UACAGCUGCCGAUCCCACGCCCUAUGGGAUCCUCCCAAUUGGUCGUAUGCCAGUGACAUCGUGUGGAUCAUUGUAGCAGAGACCUACUACCCCAAACCCUCCAUCUCUCUGCGCCCCAGCAUGGGGGUCGCCCUGGGGGGAGCCGUGACCAUCCAGUGUUGGAGUUGGUACCAGAACAUGAGAUUCCUUCUGUACAAAGAUGGAAACCCGAACGUGCUGCAGGACGUGGAGCCGGCUGGGGAUGUGACUCAGUUUCCCAUCCACAAUGUGAGCCGGAGGGACGCAGGGAUCUACAGCUGCUAUUAUCGCUCCAAAUCAGACCCGCUCAUCUGGUCGUACCCCAGCGACCCCGUGGAGCUGGUGGUAGCAGAGCUCCCUGCUCCCGGACCCUCCAUCUCCGUCAGACCCAGCGGGAUGAUCGCCCUGGGGGGAGCCGUCACCAUCCGCUGCCAGUGUCAGUGCGAGGCCAGGAGGCUAUUUCUGUACAAAGAUGGAAUCGAAAUCCGGGAGCUGAAUGAUGUUGGGGACAGGGGUGAAUUCACCAUCCCCAUAGCCAGACGGGAAGACUCAGGGGUCUACAGCUGCCGAUCUCGCUCCAGAUCGGAGCCACCCAACUGGUCAGAUCCCAGUGAUUACAUGCAGAUUGUUGUAGCAGAGCUCAGAUACCCCAAACCCUCCAUCUCCCUGCGCCCCAGCGCGGGAGUCACCCUGGGGGGAGCUGUGACCGUCCAGUGUCGGGGUCGGCACCAGAACAUGAGGUUCCUUCUGCACAAAUUUGGAAACCCGAACGUGUUGCAGGACGUGGUCCUGGCUGGGAAUGUGGCUGAGUUUCUCAUUCGCAACGUGAGCCGGAGAGAUGCAGGGAGCUACCGCUGCUAUUAUCGCUCCAAAUCUGACCCGCCCGUCUGGUCGGAGCCCAGCGACCCCGUGGAGCUCGUGAUAGCCGAGGGAACCAACUCAGAUGGGCCCCAGGAGCCGCAUCCACCCCCGACGGAGCCGGCAGGAGAAGCAGCCCCCCCCAGGCACCUGGAUGUCACCCACGCCAACAUCACCCGCCUGGUGCUGAGCGCCAUGGUCCUGCUCGUCCUGGGGCUGAUCCUGGCCGAGGCCUAUUACAGCCUGUCAUGAACAGAUAGUAAGAGUUAAUAGAACAGGAGUACUUCAUAUCUCUUUUGCCUGGAAAGGGUUAACAAGAUCAGUGAGCCUGGCUGUCACCUGACCAGAAGACCAGUCAGGGGACAGGAGACUUUCAAAUCUUAAGGGAGGGAAGUUUGUGUGUGUGUGUGUGUGUGGUGUUAGUGUUUGGUUGUUGUUCACUCUGGGGGCUCAGAGGGACCAGACAUGCAACCAGGUUUCUCUCCAAUCUCCCUGAUACAGGUUCUUAUAGAUUCAAAAUAGUGAGUACUAGGUGAUAAGGCGAGUUAGGCUUAUGUUUGUUUUCUUUAUUUGCAAAUGUGUAUUUGGCUGGAAGGAGUUCAAAUCUGUAUUUGGCUGGAAGGAUUUUACUUUGUACUUGUAUACUUAGGCUGGGAGGGUAUUCCCAGUGUCUAUAGCUGAAAGACCCUGUAACAUAUUCCAUCUUAAAUUUACAAAGAUAAUUUUUUACUGUUUUUUCUUUCUUUAAUUAAAAGCUUUUCUUGUUUAAGAA